This is a messenger RNA of Biomphalaria glabrata, 705 nucleotides long. Its product is annotated as intraflagellar transport protein 20 homolog. The coding region runs from base 35 to 436 and encodes 133 amino acids. Gene Ontology annotation, biological process: centrosome localization; intraciliary transport; protein localization to cilium. The transcript has 4 exons. NCBI's taxonomy places the organism in Eukaryota, Metazoa, Mollusca, Gastropoda, Planorbidae. The record is from RefSeq and is a predicted model, not a curated record. Gene Ontology annotation, cellular component: Golgi apparatus; centrosome; intraciliary transport particle B.
UAAAAGGUAUCAAUUUGUGCAUACCAACGUAAACAUGGCUGACGAAGCUUUAGCUAGAGCUGGUCUACACUUUGAUGAGUUCAAUAAAAUCAGAGUCCUAGAGCCAGAAGUGGCUCAGCAGACAAAAGAGCUAAAAGAAGAAUGCAAAGAGUUUGUUGAGAAGAUUGGGGAUUUCCAAAAAAUUGUUGGAACUUUUAUAGAUAUGGUCGACAGUGUUGCAAAGGAAGUGGAAAAAGAAAAAAUCAAGGCUCUUGGUGCUAGAAACUUGUUGAAGUCUAUAACAAAGCAACGAGAGGCUCAGCAACAACAACUCCAGGCUUUGAUCACAGAGAAAAAGAUGCAGUUAGAAAGGUUGUUACGAAUCCAACAAGAUGCAUUACUGAAAGAGGAGGCCAGCCAAAAUGAGUUCAUUGAUCAACUAAUUUUACAGAAAUAGUUUGUACAUUAUCACAUUUAUGUUGUAUUUAAAUAUGAGUUUUUCCAUGCAUAUCAUCACUAAUCUGAUCCACAUUUUUCAAACUGGAUAUCUGCAGUGUACAUAAUCAUACAUUAUAUAUAUAUAUGUAUUUAAAAUUGUAUAUAUUUUGGCUUAGCUGUUGUUGUUGUUGUUUUUUUGCUAAGCUAAAAAUAAAACAAACUUUAUGUUUGCUGCAGCUGUGAUACAACAUUUUAUUUCAUGUUGAAUUAAAUGUUUUAAUAAGGAAA